UCGUCUCUCGGGGGUAAGAAAAGCUCUCAUCUAAUCUUCUUUUUAGAUCUUUACGAUUAUUGAAUUUUACUGUUUCUGCGAUCAUCAUCAAUCAAAAAGGUUUUAUAGUUGAUUGAGAAAAACAUGGGAGGUGACAACGACAAAGGCUUUCAUGGGUAUCCUCCCGCUGGAUACCCGCCGGGUCCUGGGGCUUAUCCACCUGCUGGAUACCCACAACAAGGCUACCCUCCACCACCUGGUGCUUACCCACCUGCAGGUUAUCCUCCUCCGGGUGCAUACCCACCUGCGCCUGGUGGUUAUCCUCCAGCACCUGGUGGUUAUCCUCCAGCCCCUGGUUAUGGAGGUUAUCCUCCUGCACCUGGUCAUGGUGGUUACCCUCCUGCUGGCUAUCCUUCUCAUCACUCUGGUCACGCAGGAGGAAUUGGGGGUAUGAUUGCAGGUGCUGCUGCGGCCUAUGGAGCUCACCACAUAGCUCAUAGCUCUCAUGGCCCUUACGGACAUGCUGCAUAUGGUCACGGCUUUGGCCAUGGUCAUGGCUAUGGUUAUGGUCACGGAAAGUUCAAGCAUGGGAAGCACGGAAAGUUCAAGCAUGGAAAGCAUGGAAUGUUUGGAGGAGGCAAGUUCAAGAAGUGGAAGUGAUCUAACUAAAAAACCUUUUGUGAAUCUCUCUGGACUGACCAAUGUUUCAAAAUAAGCCCUAAACAUUAUGUAAGGUGACUUUCGUCGGUUAGAGAUCGCUGGCUUGAGUUGGAAAUAAUUUAAACUUAAUUAGUUAUCAAAUCUUAUUGUGUACUGUGAAGCUAUCUAUGGCGUCAUAAUGACAGAUUCUGGUUUCGGUUUAUGGUUUUGAGAAUUCUAUAUAUUGUCAUUUUGUGUACU
Molecule: messenger RNA, 879 nt
Organism: Camelina sativa (false flax)
Lineage: Eukaryota; Viridiplantae; Streptophyta; Magnoliopsida; Brassicales; Brassicaceae
Source: RefSeq, a predicted model, not a curated record